GGAAACAAAGCACCUGAUUCGGCUACUCAGCUCAAGUUCAGUACACAAUUUGUCUUCAACCUCCUGCACGGACAGGAGUCACGCGCUGCUCGCGUGAGUGCGCACUACCGCGGCGGGGAGCUGGUGCGGCGAGGCUCCAUAACCUUCCCCGCGUGCAAGGACGAGGCUGCCCCUGCCGGCUACCAAGCCCCGCAAGCUCAGCCGUCCGAUGCGCCGCAAAACACCUGGAGGCCGAAACCCUAGCAUCCACGGCCACCGGCAAUCUUGGUCCUCCACCGCCUCCGCUGGGCUAUAAAAUGGGGCAUGGGGGUCGCCCUCAGGCCAUCCUCAAGUCCCGGGCUUUGCCCGUUCCCAGAUACGGAGUGUUGAGGGCCGGGUUGAGAGGGUGCCGGGGGUAGAGGGGUGGAGGAGGAGGGGUGUUCCGCCGGGAAGGAGGAGGCGCCGUCCGAGGGAGCUGCUCGUGGGGAAGAAGAAGCCGUCCGAGGGAGCCGUCCGCGAGGAGGAGCCGCCGCCGGAAGCUGUUCGCCGGAGAAGAAGCGCCGCCGUGAAGAGCAUCGCCGCUGGCUACCUCGUCUACACCACCGCUGCCCUUCUUCCUCUCCAGCUAGCCGACGCGAACUUCGACCGAGGACGACCUGCACGAUCGAGGAGGACGCGAACAACUUCGAACAAGAUGUCAACGGACGACUGGCGUACAUUCGAGGGUAGCGGACUACACUACGGGGGCUUCUGCACUCUCCUUCGCGAGUGCUUGGAGCGCGUCGGAGUUCGCACUUCCCGCGUGCUCUACAAGGGCCGCAAGCGUGGGAGUGGAGACUCUGUGCCCACGGAGGUGCGGCUGACCGUGCCGGCUGAUCCCUGUGUGCCCGAGUUCGAGCAGGUGGUGGUUUUCGCCUUCGAGCUCUCAGUCGCAGAAGCACACACGACAGCAGCAAGGAGAGCUGUGCGCGAGGUUCAUGCUCACCUCCGGGAUCGCUUGGCUCGCACCCCGUACCGCUUCGUGCCUCGGGGGUGCCGCGACCCAAGAGACCUUGAGCGUGAGGCUCAGGAGUUCCACCACGACGACUUCGAGGAGUCCGACGAGAGGCUCCGAGUAGCUGCCCGCUGCAUCCACGCCCAGGAUCUCACUCUCUGCCACUACGAGCGCGAGAUGGAGGUCCUACGCAGGGGAUGGGAUAACAGCAUUGGGCACAACGCCAUGUUGGAGGGACAGCUGGAGGGGCUUUCUUGCUGCUUAGAGCGGUUGGAUCAGACUAACUGCCGUCUGCGGGAUGAGAGCAAUGCCGCUCCAGACGCGUUCAAAGAUGCUGAGAAGAUCGCCAUGCUUGAGGCCAAGAUCGUUCAAAUGGAGGAGGCUCUACACCUCAGGAACAAGUUGAUUGAUAAGAAGAGAGCUCAGCUCAGGGACAAGGAUGAGUUGGUGGGAAACUUGAACACCGUGCUUGCUACCAAGGAUGGGGCCAUCAACCAGCUCCACCACAGACUCCACCGCAACUACGACAACAUCGUCCACCUCAGCUCCCGAUGCUACAGAGACAGGGACAUGGUUGAGAGGUUGCAGGCAGCUUGAGAGCGUUCGGACCGCAGGCGGAGGAUGGAGCUAGAG
Messenger RNA from Setaria italica (foxtail millet), 1606 nucleotides. RefSeq lists its product as uncharacterized. The coding region runs from base 674 to 1570 and encodes 298 amino acids. The transcript is spliced from 3 exons. The record is from RefSeq and is a predicted model, not a curated record. NCBI's taxonomy places the organism in Eukaryota, Viridiplantae, Streptophyta, Magnoliopsida, Poales, Poaceae.